UCUUUCUCUCUCAAGAGAAGAGAUCAGACUCAGAGAUCAUCGAAACCUCCAUUAAUUUGAAUAGGCCUCUCUAAAACCUAAAUCUUCUUCCGAUCGAUCCUGGAAUUAAAUUGAAUUUCUCUUUGAUUGAUCGAUCGAGAUUCAAUCUAUUAGGUAGUUUUGCUUCGAAGAAAUUCUAAGAAUUUUCAAUUUUUUUGAUCUAAUAGAUUUCCUGAACUCCUUACAAGUGAACAAUCAUGGCUAUAAGUUGCUGUUCUAGCCUUUCGAUCACGAUUCCGGUGAUCGGAUUUCGUGAUGGUGGUCUGUUUAAUCCACAAUUUAUUCGUCUUGGAGUUUCUUAGCAGUGGUCGCUGACUCUGUAAUGCAAACUCAGUACGAAUUUGAGCAGAAGAAGAAGAAACUGAGACGAGCGCGAUCGUUGUCUUCCGAUAUGCCUGUAACUGAUAGCACCAUCCAGCAAACCACGGAUGAUUGCUUCCUUUUUCCUGUAGAAGAGAUUGUUCAGUAUCCUCUUCCCGGAUAUGUUGCUCCUUCUUCUAUCACCUUCAGCCCAGAUGAUAGCUUGAUUACGUAUCUUUUUAGCCCUGAUAAUACUCUGAAUAGGAAGGUUUACGCCUUCGAUCUAGAAACAUGUAAGCAAGAACUUGUUUUUAGUCCUCCUGAUGGAGGACUUGAUGAAAGUAAUAUAUCCCCAGAAGAGAGGCUGAGGAGAGAAAGGUUGAGAGAGCGUGGUUUGGGAGUGACACGUUACGAAUGGGUGAAGUCUACCUCCAUGAAGAAAACCGUUAUGGUGCCUUUGCCUACUGGGAUCUAUUUCCAGGAUCUAUCUUGUCAUAAGCCAGAGCUUAAGCUUUCGAGCGGAUCAUGCUCCCCGACGAUUGAUCCACAUAUUUCUCCAGAUGGAAGUAAGCUUGCAUUUGUGAGAGAUGAAGAGUUGCAAGUUUUGAAUUUGCUGUACGGAGAACCAAAACAAUUAACAUUUGGUUCCAAGGGAAAUGCCUUGACUCAUGGUCUUGCUGAAUAUAUAGCUCAGGAAGAGAUGGAUAGGAAAAAUGGCUUCUGGUGGUCACCAGAUAGCAAAUGGCUUGCAUUUACAGAGGUGGAUUCAUCUGAUAUACCCCUUUUUAGAAUCAUGCAUCAAGGCAAAAGCUCUGUUGGUUCAGAUGCACAGGAAGACCAUGCUUAUCCUUUCGCAGGAACGUCAAAUGUCAAGGUUCGUCUUGGAGUGGUUCCUACAUCUGGGGGUCCUGUUACUUGGAUGGACCUUCUGUGUGGAGGAGAGGACGAAGCAAACAUAGAUGAAGAGUAUCUGGCCCGAGUCAAUUGGAUGCCUGGAAACAUUCUCACUGCUCAGGUUUUGAACAGGUCACAUACAAAAUUAAAGAUCCUUAAGUUCGAUAUUAAGACAGGCCAAAGAAAGGUUAUAUUGGUGGAAGAGCAAGACCCAUGGGUUAAUCUACAUGACUGCUUUACACCUCUGGACAAGGAAGUUGAAAGAUUAUCUGGGGGAUUUAUUUGGGCUAGUGAUAAAUCAGGGUUUAGGCAUCUUUAUCUUCAUGACACUGAUGGAGCUUGCUUGGGACCUAUCACGCAGGGUGACUGGAUGGUUGAGCAAAUUGCUGGUGUGAAUGAGGCUGCAGGGCUUGUAUAUUUCACUGGAACUGCCGAUGGACCUCUGGAAUCUAACCUAUACUGCACUAGCCUGUUUCCUGAUUGGAGCCAACCCUUGCAGGCCCCGCAAAGGUUGACUUGUGGAAAGGGAAGACAUGUGGUUGUGCUUGAUCAUCAGAUGCAGAGGUUUGUUGAUGUUCAUGAUUCUCUGAACACUCCACCUAGGGUAUUGCUUUGUUCAUUGCACGAUGGAAGCUUAAUAAUGCCUCUAUAUGAGCAGCCAUCUACCGUUAGAUCCAAAAGGCUUCAACUUCUGCCACCAGAGAUUUUCCAGAUACCAGCCAAUGAUGGGACCAUAUUAUAUGGGGCGUUAUACAAGCCCGAUGAAGAAAGAUUUGGACCUCCACCAUACAAAACAUUGAUCAGUGUGUACGGUGGGCCAACUGUUCAGCUUGUCUGUGACUCAUGGAUGAGUACAGUAGACAUGAGAGCUCAAUAUUUGCGUAGCAAGGGUAUCUUAGUAUGUAAGUUAGACAACAGAGGAACAGCUAGACGAGGACUGAGGUUUGAGAGUGCCCUCAAGUAUAACAUCGGCCGUAUUGAUUCCGAAGAUCAGGUCACAGGGGCUGAAUGGCUCAUACGAGAGGGGCUAGCGGAAGCUGGACGGAUUGGGUUAUAUGGGUGGAGUUACGGAGGGUACCUUUCAGCUAUGGCCAUGGCUAGGUUUCCAGACACUUUCAGGUGUGCGGUGUCAGGUGCUCCUGUUACAGCUUGGGAUGGUUACGAUACUUUUUAUACUGAGAAGUACAUGGGAUUGCCUUCUGAGAAUCCUUCAGGUUACGAGUAUAGCUCAGUGAUGCACCAUGUGCACAAGAUGAGAGGGAGGUUGUUACUUGUUCAUGGCAUGAUAGAUGAAAAUGUGCAUUUCCGACACACGGCAAGGCUUAUAAAUGCAUUUGUAGCAGCUGGAAAACCAUAUGACCUUCUAAUUUUUCCAGAUGAGAGACACAUGCCACGCCGGUUGAGGGACCGGAUUUACAUGGAGGAGAGGAUCUGGGAGUUUAUUGAGAAGAAUCUGUGAAUCUUUGGUUUAUACUUUGCAUUAUUUUUCCUUCUUAUGCACACUCAAAUUUAUUUACCUCUGCUGCUCUUGUAUGUACUAUCUAUCCACACAAACUAAAUGGGUGCUUGUUGGGACUGGGAGGGGGAGCUGGAUGUACCUCCUUCCCAUCACUAUCUUCCUCCUUUUGUUUUAUCCUUCAAAGAAAAAAAGAAAUAGAAGAAAAAUUAUUGACUUGGUA
Molecule: messenger RNA, 2912 nt
Organism: Macadamia integrifolia
Lineage: Eukaryota; Viridiplantae; Streptophyta; Magnoliopsida; Proteales; Proteaceae
Product: dipeptidyl aminopeptidase 4
Exons: 6
Coding region: 362-2692 (776 amino acids)
Biological process (GO): proteolysis
Molecular function (GO): dipeptidyl-peptidase activity; serine-type peptidase activity
Source: RefSeq, a predicted model, not a curated record